AUGAGACAACCAGUCUGGCAGUCUCUGGGCCUGCUGCGGCGCGCAUCAUCCCAUUACCGCGUCCCCAUCAGUCGCCGCGCUAUCCAAACAGCCAGUUCGCACAUCCCGAACUUCGCCUUUGCGUUCGACAUCGAUGGUGUCCUCCUCCGAUCCUCCAAACCCAUUCCAGGCGCCGCGGACUCGUUGGCACUCCUGAAGGAGCAGGGCAUCCCCUUCAUCCUACUCACCAAUGGUGGCGGGACACACGAAACAGAGCGCGUGGCUGAGAUCAGUGACAAGCUACAAGUCCCAUUGGAUCCCUCGGUGAUUGUCCAGAGCCAUUCGCCUUUUGCGGAACUGGUCAGGGUCUUGCCAUGCUGCUGGCUCGGCUUGUUGCUGACAGAAAUUCUUAGAUAUGGCUUCAAGAACGUGGUGACACCCGGGGAUAUUUUCACGGCUUAUCCAUCCGUCUGGCCUUUCUCGAAGAACUUCCAGGAUUACUACAGCACAUUUUCCCGGCCUCUACCGAAGCCAAUUGACCCGACAGACCCGACGAAGGGCCUCAAAUUUGACGCCGUAUUCGUGUUCAACGACCCGCGCGACUGGGCUCUGGACACGCAGGUCAUUAUGGACGUCUUAAUGUCCUCCCAGGGAUUGAUGGGUACGCAAGCAGAGACGAACGGCCGCACCGACCUUCCCAAUCACGGCUACCAGCAGGACGGCCAACCGCCUUUAUACUUCUCGAACCCGGACCUGUGGUGGGCAGCCGCAUAUCCGCUGCCACGACUUGGGCAGGGUGGUUUCCGUGAGGCCCUGGAGGGCGUCUGGGCCGCAACAACAGGUGGACCCAGCAAAGGCGUCGAGCUGAAGAAGAUCGUGAUCGGCAAACCCUACCAGGGAACAUAUGAGUUUGCGGAGCGACAACUGCUUCGGAAUCGAGCGGCCAUCUUUGGAAACGACGCGACCCUUCCGCCGCUGCAGAAAGUGUACAUGGUUGGCGAUAACCCGGAAUCAGAUAUUCGGGGUGCCAACUCCUAUCGCAGCGAGAUCGGCAGUAGCUGGCACUCGAUUCUCGUGCGGACUGGUGUGUAUACGGGCGGCGAGCCCGCCUGGACGCCGAAGACCAUCACGGAUAAUGUACAGACAGCGGUAGAGUGGGCGCUCAAGUCUUCCAAAUGGACUUGA
Messenger RNA from Penicillium lagena, 1164 nucleotides. RefSeq names its product putative HAD superfamily hydrolase. The record is from RefSeq and is a predicted model, not a curated record. Gene Ontology annotation, cellular component: mitochondrion. Bases 1 to 1164 code for a protein of 387 amino acids. Lineage: Eukaryota; Fungi; Ascomycota; Eurotiomycetes; Eurotiales; Aspergillaceae. Gene Ontology annotation, biological process: glycerophospholipid biosynthetic process. The transcript is spliced from 3 exons.